AUGACAACAGAUACGUUGACACUACCACCAUUGGCCAAGGUGAAUACAUCUCUGAUGAUUUGUUUUGCCGUUUACCCAAAUCUUAUAACGGAAUACACAAAACCAGGUUGGCUUCGCAACAGGGUUGUUCUUGCACCUACAAAUGCAGCUGUCGAAACUCUUAACUACGACUUACUCAGUCAGCUUCCUUCUCAAGAACGUUGUUAUAGAUCAGUUGACAAGGUUACUGGCCUCGAUCAGGUUACACACUUUCCAACAGAAUUUCUCAACUCCCAAGAUCCUCCAGGACUCCCUCCCCAUGAACUUCACUUAAAAGUCGGUUGCCCUGUCAUCCUCCUACGAAAUCUAAAUGCGCCCAUACUAUGCAAUGGAACUCGCCUAGUGGUCAAACAAAUGAUGGACCACGUCAUUGAAGCCCAAAUUAUCACGGGACACGGCAAAAACGAUACCGUUUUCAUUCCGAAAAUUCCGCUAACCCCAACAGACUGCCCCUACCCUGUGCAGAGAAUGCAGUUCCCUCUAAAACUCAGCUUCUCCAUGACAAUUAACAAAGCACAAGGUCAGUCGCUGAAAGUUGUCGGAUUGGACCUUCGAAUAUCGUGA
Molecule: messenger RNA, 603 nt
Organism: Octopus sinensis (East Asian common octopus)
Lineage: Eukaryota; Metazoa; Mollusca; Cephalopoda; Octopoda; Octopodidae
Exons: 1
Coding region: 1-603 (200 amino acids)
Source: RefSeq, a predicted model, not a curated record